Prunus armeniaca (apricot) is the source of this 1635-nucleotide messenger RNA. The record is from the annotation of a GenBank genome assembly. Lineage: Eukaryota; Viridiplantae; Streptophyta; Magnoliopsida; Rosales; Rosaceae.
AUGGAUCACCCAAAUGAUCACCAGUUCAUUUUCCGGUCCAAACUCCCCGAUAUUUACAUCCCCAACCACCUCCCUCUCCACACCUACUGCUUCGAAAACAUCUCCCAGUUCAAAGACCGCCCCUGCCUCAUUAACGGCAACACCGGCGAGACCUACACCUACGCCGACGUCGAGCUCACUUCGCGCAAAGUCGCGGCGGGGCUCGACAAGCUCGGCAUUCACCAGCACGACGUCGUCAUGCUCCUCCUCCAGAACUGCCCCGAAUUCGUCUUGGCAUUCCUUGGGGCUUCGCGCAUCGGGGCGGUGGUAACCACCGCGAACCCGUUCUACACCCCCGCCGAGGUAGUCAAGCAGGCAAAGGCCUCGACCACGAAGCUCAUCAUAACGCAAUCAGCUUACGUCGACAAAGUCAAAGACUUCGCCAUAAAAAACGACGUCAAGAUCAUGGUUGUUGACGAGUCACCAGCCGACGACGUGUCGGUUCAUCAUUUCUCGGAGCUGACCAUAGCGGACGAGAAUGAAAUCCCGGCUGUGAAAAUAAACCCGGACGACGUCGUUGCGCUGCCGUAUUCUUCCGGGACCACGGGGCUCCCGAAAGGAGUUUUGUUGACGCACAAGGUGCUGGUGACCAGCGUGGCGCAACAAGUGGAUGGGGAGAACCCAAAUUUGUAUUUUCAUGAGGAGGACGUGAUCCUCUGUGUGCUUCCUCUGUUCCAUAUCUACUCCCUCAAUUCGGUGUUCCUUUGCGGACUCAGAGUUGGGGCGGCGAUUUUAAUCAUGCAGAAGUUUGAGAUUGGCAAGCUGUUGGAGCUUGUGGAGAGAUGUAAGGUGACCAUUGCUCCUUUUGUGCCUCCGAUCGUUUUGGCUAUUGCCAAGAGCCCGGACUUGCAUCGGUACGACUUGUCCUCGAUACGGAUGGUGAUGUCCGGGGCGGCGCCGAUGGGGAAGGAGCUUGAGGAUGCUGUGAGGACUAAGCUGCCUGAUGCCAAACUCGGACAGGGGUAUGGAAUGACAGAGGCGGGACCCGUGCUGUCAAUGUGCUUAGCAUUUGCAAAGGAACCAUUUGAGAUAAAAUCAGGUGCAUGCGGGACCGUCGUAAGAAAUGCUGAGAUGAAGAUCGUGGACCCUGACACUGGUGCUUCGCUUCCCCGAAAUCAAUCUGGGGAGAUUUGCAUCAGAGGCAGCCAAAUCAUGAAAGGUUACCUUAAUGACCCUGAGGCGACAGAGAGAACCAUAGAUAAAGAGGGCUGGUUGCACACAGGUGAUAUAGGCUACAUCGAUGAUGAUGAUGAGCUCUUCAUCGUUGAUCGGUUAAAGGAACUCAUCAAAUACAAAGGUUUCCAGGUGGCCCCCGCUGAGCUUGAAGCCAUGUUGAUUGCCCACUCCAACAUCUCAGAUGCUGCUGUUGUACCUAUGAAAGAUGAAGCUGCAGGAGAAAUUCCUGUUGCAUUUGUUGUAAGAUCAAACGGUUCCAAGAUCUCCGAAGAGGACAUCAAGCAAUACAUCUCAAAACAGGUGGUGUUCUAUAAGAGAAUUGGUCGGGUUUUCUUCACAGACAAAAUACCCAUAGCACCUUCUGGCAAAAUCUUGAGAAAAGACUUGAGAGCAAGGCUGGCUGCAGGCCUACCCAAUUAG